AUGUCGCAAGAAGAACUGAACGAGUUUUUAAUGUUCUCUCCAGGCCCAUCAACAAGUGGCCACGUGGCAACCGGAGGCGAUGAGCAACCAAAUGAAGAUAAAGGUGAAGAAGUAAAUGAUUUCGGUGUAUCUCUUUCAGGGAAAAAUUCUACUUCUCUUCGUGUGUCUUCAGAUGAAAAAAGUGAUUUACAGGCAGGAACUGAAAGUAAUUCUUCUGUAAGUUCGUCUUCGAAUAUGCAUGAGCAUGAUGAACAAAAUAAAUCAGAAUGGCCUUCUAUAUGGACUAUUGAUAUGUGGGAACGCAAAAAAGAAGCCUUCCCAUGGUUGGGUUGCAAAAACGGUUCAUUAGGCUGUACAUUAUGUAGCACCGUUUCUCAUCUUGGUGCUUUCAAAAAGGAACGUACAUCAAUUUCUAAAGAAUGGUGCACAUUUGCAAUAACAUUCAAUGGGUCUAGUAAGUCUGCCCAACUUACUUCCCUAAGAAAAAAAAUUUUUCUUCACAAGCAAUCAUCAGCCCACUUGACUGCUGAGAGCAUAACCGCUAAGGCGAACGAGGAAACUAUUGAAAACGUUUGUGAUAAAAUGAACGUUUCCAAUCUAGAAUCUACAAUUAAAGUAUUUCGAUCAGCUUACUAUUUGGCAAAAAAUGAUAGGCCCUUUUCUGAUUAUUCUAAACUUUUGCAACUUCAGAAAAUGAAUGGUGUAGACAUUGGUGUAGGAUUACACUCUAGAUUUAGUGCAACUGAAAUCAUUGACCACAUUUCUCAUGAAAUGAAAAAGCGAAUUACUCAACAGGUGAAAAGCAUUUCAGGUAAAAUUUCGAUUUUGAUCGAUGAAUCUACAAGCUUAAGUGAUAAAUCUACCUUGAUUGUUUAUUUAAAAUGUGAAACCAGCAAAGAUUUGCCACCAAAUGUCUUAUUCUUAGACCUAAUUGAAUUGCCUAACCAAACUGCUGAUUCUAUUUUUGAGGCACUUUUAGGUUGUUUGAAAAAAUAUGGGUUUGAUUUUGAGUACCUAAAAGAGAAUUUAGUUGCAUUUGCCUGUGAUGGCGCUAGUGUCAUGUUAGGUAAAAAAUCUGGCAUCGUAGAAAAGCUACUACAACAGUUUCCCAACAUUGUUCCUUGGCAUUGCAUGAACCAUAGGAUAGAGUUAGCUGUGAGUGACUCUAUCAAUGACGUUGGGGCUAUUAACCAUUUUCAAAUGUUUAUGGACAAACUGUACACUCUGUAUAGUAAAUCGCCUAAAAACCAAAGAGAACUAGCCGAGUGUGCUAGUGAGCUUGAUUUGCAACUACAGAAAGUUGGUCGCAUUUUGGGCACGAGAUGGGUUUCCAGUUCAUUUAAAACUGUUAUGGCCGUUUGGUAUGGAUAUCAAGCAUUGUACUCCCAUUUUAAGAAGGCCCAAGAAGACAAGAACAGAACAACAACCGAACGAGCAAUGUACGGUGGGUUGAUUAGGCGCUUGACAUCAACUCAGUUUCUGUCAGAUUUGGCGAUAAUGUAUGACAUAUUAGCUGAAUUAACAAUGGUUUCAGAAUGUCUUCAAAAUAGGGAGGCAACUGUUGUUUAUGCAGACAAACUCAUAAGAAGGUCAAUUGCUUUUUUCGAGUGCCUUAAAGAAAAACCUGGAACUAAGACCCUUGAGGCCAAGAGAGCUGCAAUCACUGGUAAUUUUUGUCAUUUUCCCUUAACAAGUAGCAACAAAAUAACUGCUAUUAAUGACCAGCAGUUGCUAUCAAGUGUUAUUAACAACCUAAAACGGAGACUUUUCACAACAAGAAGCAGUAACGAACCAUCUAAUAAAGCCACAGGGAACAAUUAUGAUUAUGAAAAAGAGUAUGAAUCUCUCCUUUCAGAACUGAAAGUACUUGAAAGUAACAACUGGCCUCCAGAGAAAUAUGUUGGAUACGGUGAACAAGAAAUCGAACAUCUCUGUGCAAGAUUUAGGUUGAAUGCCAACAAAAUUAAGAACAGCUUCAGAGAUUACCUGGAAAACAGCACUACGAUUCCGAAGGACUUAAACCCACUGAUAAACUGCACAAAGCUUAUUCCUUGCAGUUCAGCAGAGUGUGAACGUGGCUUCAGUCACAUGAAUAUUAUUAUAUCGCCAACACGGUCAAAACUGACCAUCGAGCACGUAUCAGCAUUGAUGUUUAUCAAGUUGAAUGGACCAAGUAUCCAGACAUGGAAACCAGAGAAUUACGUCAAGGCAUGGUUAAGACGACACCGUACAGCUGAUGAUACUAGAACUCGACGAGCCAACCUCCAACCUGACAAAGAGGAAGAAGAUGCAUUUGCCAUUUAUUUGUAA
This is a messenger RNA of Diabrotica virgifera virgifera (western corn rootworm), 2310 nucleotides long. RefSeq names its product E3 SUMO-protein ligase KIAA1586-like. The record is from RefSeq and is a predicted model, not a curated record. The coding region runs from base 1 to 2310 and encodes 769 amino acids. The transcript has 3 exons. NCBI's taxonomy places the organism in Eukaryota, Metazoa, Arthropoda, Insecta, Coleoptera, Chrysomelidae. Gene Ontology annotation, molecular function: protein dimerization activity.